Oppiella nova is the source of this 1068-nucleotide messenger RNA. Lineage: Eukaryota; Metazoa; Arthropoda; Arachnida; Sarcoptiformes; Oppiidae. The record is from the annotation of a GenBank genome assembly.
AUUGACACAACAAAUGAGUCCCAAUUGAGGGGUGCGUUGAGUGCACUGUACGGCGAUCUAUUGCUCACGUGUCCGACCUAUCAUUUCGCCAAACAAUUUGCCAAAAGUGGACAAAAUAGUAGUGCAUUUAAUAUAAUUGAUCUAGGUGUUUGCACCGGCGAUACUGUAUGUCACGGGGCGGACAGCGCUUUUGUGUUUGGACUUCCCCUCAUAAAUCAGCAAAUGUUUACGGAAACUGAUUAUGACUUCAGUAUUGAAAUAAUGAAGAUAUGGACAGAUUUUGCCAAAAAUAGAAAACCACACAAUGUUUGGCCGAAACUAAUAGACAUUUCGGACGCGAAUUCAGUGCCAAAAGUGAAAGACUUGAAUCCCAACGAUAUGUCACUUGUUUUGGAUAAUCCUUACGGAAUGAGUGUAAUAGUGUGUUGUCGUGAAUACGAGUUCGGGUGGAGUGAGGGGACAGACACUGANGUCGUGAAUACGAGUUCGGGUGGAGUGAGGGGACAGACACUGAAUGUUGUGAAUCACUUCAUCAAUCAAUUCUUGAAUAUACCUUAUGCUGAGCCCCCGGUGGGCCCACGAAGGUUCAGUCCACCACAACCCCUCAAAACCCCUAAACAGGACAUAAUUGAUGGUACGUUACCCGGAAACUCAUGUAUACAGCCUGUGAUGGAAGGCUGGGAAAUGGUGAUGGGUCAAAUCACCACAAGUGAGGACUGUUUGGUACUAAACGUAUGGACACCUAAUGUGGAGAAUAAGAGUCCUUUAAAACCCGUCAUGUUUUUCAUAUACGGCGGGGGAUUGAGUUUGGGCUCAAUAUUUCAAAAGAUGAAUAACGCCAGUGCUUUGGCCACCAAUGAUGUGGUCGUUGUUUCGGUCAACUAUAGGGUCGGACCCUUAGGUUUCCUAUACGGUGGCGAUGAGACCAGUCCUGGAAAUUUGGGAUUAUAUGACCAGUUGUUGGGUCUUAAAUGGGUCCGAGAUAAUAUUCAUUUAUUUGGUGGGGAUAAGGAUGAGAUUACUAUUUUUGGUAUAAGCGCCGGCAGUUGGUCCGUAUCGGCACCAGUG